Messenger RNA from Amoebophrya sp. A120, 1869 nucleotides. The record is from the annotation of a GenBank genome assembly. NCBI's taxonomy places the organism in Eukaryota, Dinophyceae, Syndiniales, Amoebophryaceae.
CGAUCGCCGCAAAAAAAUAGUCGCUGCGUGAGUGAGGCGAGAGUGGUCAAAACCAAAAGCUUGAAAGAUUGUGGUAGUAAGGCUGCAAAUUCUGUUUUCACGACAACCGCCGCAAUGCUCUGUUUGAUGCCUCUUCAGCUUUUGUUUUCAUCAUUGCAACGCGACCUCCGUAAGAACAGUUUUGACAGCCCUGCUCGUUUUUUCAAUCAAUACGAAAAAGCAAUCAUUCAAACCGAAAUACCAACAUCAUGCCGUUGCUCAACAUCUACAACCUCGUGGCUUCUGUCGCGUACAUGACGAUGUUUUAUUCGCGCCUCUGUGCAGCCACCGUGCCCUUCGACUUGUUUCUGUCGACGAAACAAAGCCAUGAUUCUCCUGUGGACCGUGGCACCACGACGAAGCCACAUGCAACGGCUACUCCCGUCGAGCAGCAGGAAAAAAAGAACGCUCCGAUAAAGCCACUUCCGAUGAAACACGGUCUUCACGAAAGCCCAACGAUUUCCACCUCGUUUCUGAAAGCCCCGGCUCUCCUCGGCAUCGAAGCUUCCAUCAAGGCCUUACAUCCCAGCGAACCGGGCUCCAUGAUCAAGGCGGUUCUCGUAUCAAAUGUAAAAAUGUCUGGGUCUAGAAGAAUGCAACUCGUCAUGCUAAAUCUGCAGAUUACCAAAAGUCGUCCAAUUUUGACCAAGUCGGGAGGAAGUUUCUCAUGCAGGAUAGGCAUGAGAGAGAUCGCACGGAAUCUGUCAUGCUAGGUCCUGCAUUCCAGACCUCAUGGGUCAUGGAAAAGCUGCAUGACAAAUCGCGCACUCUUCCAGACCCAGACACUUUUACAUUUGAUAUCUCGCCGACGCGCUGCAGUCCGCUGCCAUGGCGGAAGGGGUCAGUCUGUCUGCGGCGCAGUUAUUGCGAGGAAAAAUCCCCCCUCCCCAUAUUGAAAACGAAAUUUGUGAUGCUGUAUUUGUGUACACAAAUCGACUUGUAUUGCUAGAAGGCGAAGAGGCGCAGUUGUGGCCUCGUUUGGAGGCAGUUUGUCAUGCUGUUUCCCACUUCCAGCUGUCUCCUGUGAUGCUGCAGAUGCAAGGCUUUCCCACGCAGUCCAGCACUACAGUCCGCAUCUUUUCCCUUGUAGCAUGACAAAGCUGAUUCGUGACCACAAAUCUGCAUCACAGAUUUCCGUUUUGAUAUGGGGAGGGGGAUUUUUCAUUUUGAUAGCAGUGCGGUCGAAAUUACGCGGGCUGUCCGCAGUAUCAAGUGUAAAAAUGUCUGGGUCUGGAAGAUUGCCAAGUUUGUCAUGCAUAUUUUGCAUAACCCAUGAUGCCUGUAAUGCCUUGCCGAGCAUCACAGAUUUUUAAACGGCCUUCUGAAUCUGAUGCGUAUUCCGCAUGAGAAACGCGCACUCCGCGUAGCACAAACUGAACUCCUCUUGGUCUUGCUGGUCAUGCAACACAGAUUUUUUUUACCUUCCAAAGACAGCAUCACAAGUUGCAACCUUCCAGACCCAGACAUUUUUACAUUUGAUACGCAGGGGUGGGGCGCGAUUGGCACCGAGUGUCUGUCCCCCGUUGGGUACGCGGGGCCGUGCGCGAAGAGAGUUGACUUUUCCGGCUUGACCGCGUUGGAGCGCGCUGUGUUGGCCGAUGAGUGCGGUGCGGUGUUUCCGUGCUUCUGAAACAAGUCUCUUGAUGGCAGCGGACCUUUUUGCUUCUGAAAGUCUCUUGAUGGCAGCGGACCGAAGAUGCGGUCUUUUUGAUUCUGUUGCAGUCUGCUAUUUCCUGUGGAACCGGACGGUCGUUGUCACGGUGUUGUUUCUCCAAGAAUAUUUUUGGUCGUGAACUCUUUUUGCACUUAUCGUGCCCGUUUCAACAAAAA